This is a messenger RNA of Rhizophagus irregularis DAOM 181602=DAOM 197198, 416 nucleotides long. The record is from RefSeq and is a predicted model, not a curated record. NCBI's taxonomy places the organism in Eukaryota, Fungi, Glomeromycota, Glomeromycetes, Glomerales, Glomeraceae.
UUGGUGAUCGAAAAUAAAUGAUAUAUGUGUUCUAACGUCACAGUAGGCAUGAAGUACUGGAUUGCAAGAAGCAGUAUUUUAGUAAUCGAAGAUGAGACGAGUAAUCUUAGAUUCAGACAACAGAGGACAUACAUGUUCGAUAGUGAAAAAAAAUGACCUGAUCAUAGGUAUGUGGAACACAUCCUUUGGAUAUAGGUUGUACGGUAAUUUGAAAUUGGGACCCUGCAAUCUGAAUAUUUACGAGUAUAUGUUCUUUUUUCUGUAUGUGUUCCUUUCCGAUUUUUACUCUUGCUAUAUUUUUGAUAUUGUCCCAUUAUAUACUAAUUGUUAUCUAUUACAAUAUUCACAUUACGAAAGUAAUGCCCUAUCUGUUAUCAAUAAUAUUUUUUUAUAAUAUGUUUCACGUAGUAUAAAUA